AACUAACCUCCAAAUCAUACGAGUUCCCGCUAUAGUUUAUUCUGCAAAAAACAGGAUUUCUCUUGUUCAGUGGUCACUGGAAUCUCAACAAAAUGUAUCACAGUUCGGAUGAGGAGCUCGCGAAACAACUUCAUCAGCAAUUAAACCGGAAGAGGAGUUCCAGUGUCUCUGGGAUUUCAGGAUAUUUGGCAGCUAAUAGCGUACGCAAUGUGGAUCUCAAUGCCACCCAAUAUCUCGUGGACGACGUGUGGGAGCUCAAGGAUCCGACGCCGGACGUGAAGGCACUGUUCAAGCGCUUCGACCAGCGCUUCUUCAAGAACAAACUCCAGUGCGUGCAGCUGGAAUGGAGCAAGCGGAUGUACAAUUGCGCUGGGAUCUGCUAUCUGCGCUCCAACAAGUUUGGGAAGGCGUGCACGAUUCGCCUCAGUGAGCCACUCCUCAAGUUGCGCUCGCGGAAGGACUUGGUGGAGACUCUGCUCCACGAGAUGAUACACGCCUACUGCUUCGUGCAGGGCAUCCGGGAGGGAAACGGUGGCCACGGGCCCACUUUCCGGAGUAUCAUGCACAGCAUCAACCGAGUGGCGGGCACUAACAUCUCGGUGUAUCACAGCUUCCAUGACGAGGUAAACGUCUACAGAACGCACGUGUGGCGCUGCAACGGGACUUGUCAGCACCGCGAGCCGUUCUACGGCUACGUGAGGCGCACGAUGAACCGCAAUCCGGGCCCCUCUGAUUAUUGGUGGAAGGCGCACGAGCAAUCCUGCGGUGGACACUUCGUAAAGAUCAGAGAACCGGAGAAGACGAAGCCCAAAAACGCCGCCAAGACAAGUACCAAUGCCAAUACCACAGAUAUCCGUAAGUUCCUCACGCCACCACGGAAGAGCACGCAACAGCCGGAAGCGGAGACAAGCGAAGUGAGGGCCAAUGUGAAGGAUGCGUGGAGUAAGAAAUUCGAGUCGCCCAAUCGCUCUAAGCCGGGAAGCAGCAAGUCAACAAAGUGGGAGAAAAUAGAUGAUGAUGAUGAUGUGUUUAUUGAAGAUCCCGAUAUUACUGUCAUCAGUCUGCUGGAUGAUUCAGUGGUUCAGCCUGUAGUGAAGCCCACGCGUCAGGAGCGACAGAGCCAAUUAAGGAAGGAAAUCCUGGAAUCGUUCGACGACAAGACUGAUGCCAUUGAGUUGAUCGAUGAUGAGUACGACGAUGAUGAUACGGCUGACAAUUCACACGUCCUGAAUCAGUCCGUGAUUGACGAUCUCUUCGGCAAGGACACUCUGAUGGAGGAGUUCAACAAGAACAAUUCCUCAGACAGCCAGAAGCCUCAUGGCACUGACGAUGAGUUCAUAACUUGUCCAGUGUGCGAGCAGUUCCUUUCGCGAAGUGAUUUGCCCAGUCACAUGGAGGGAUGCUUGGGAAUAAUCGAGAACGUGAAAUUCCGUUUCCCGGGCUCAGCCAAGCCGCCACCAGUCAAAAAGCCGAGGAAGCAUGAAAGUCGCUCCAGUUCAACUUCAAGCAUCCGAGCUGCAAAUUCAUCUCCGAAGACUCCGAAUGUCGUGAACAUCAAUUCAAAUGCUGCUCUUGUGUCUUGCCCAGUUUGCAAUGUUUUCAUUUGCGAGGAGGAAGCCAACGAUCAUCUUGAUCUUUGUCUAUGGCGACACAGUGGCUCUGCUAUUGACUGAAAUUACCAUAUUUCCAGAUGCUGAACUCAUUGUGAUGAUUGUGAUACAACAAAAAUUCCCCAAAACAAAAUUAUAAAUCUCGAAAU
Phlebotomus argentipes is the source of this 1759-nucleotide messenger RNA. It is a transcript of the gene mh, whose product is annotated as DNA-dependent metalloprotease SPRTN. The transcript is spliced from 2 exons. Lineage: Eukaryota; Metazoa; Arthropoda; Insecta; Diptera; Psychodidae. Bases 93 to 1673 code for a protein of 526 amino acids. Gene Ontology annotation, molecular function: single-stranded DNA binding; polyubiquitin modification-dependent protein binding; metalloendopeptidase activity. The record is from RefSeq and is a predicted model, not a curated record. Gene Ontology annotation, cellular component: nucleus. Gene Ontology annotation, biological process: DNA repair.